AUGAAUGAGUAUGAACGAGUUAACAUGAUGGAAGAUAAACGUUGGACAAAUAUUUUGAAAUGUGACAUUAUGGAAAAUAUUACACAAUUGGGAAAUGCAGAACAGAGGGAUCGUUUAGCUGCAUUAGAUGUUAAUUUAUUAAACGAAAAAAUUCAUCUUUAUGACAUAAAAAAAAAAAUUAAAAAAUAUUAUGAACAAUUUGAAGAGGCAAAUGGAGAUUUCAAAGAUAUAAUUUUAUCAGACGCUGGAAAUAAAAUUUUGUUAGAAAGAUAUAGACAUUUACAUCCAGAUAAAAUAAAAUUGAGCAUAAAUAAUUCUAUACACACAAUUACUCAUGUAUCAAAUGCACGAGUUGAGCAAUUUAAAACAGCAUUGAAAACUUUAGAGAAUUUACAAAGACAUCCAAACCCACAGAAAAGUGAACAGCAGCAUAUCAAAAAAAAAAAAAUGGAAGCAACAAUGGGAAAAAUUGUAAACAAAGUUAAAAAAAUUGCACUGGUUGACUUUACCAAAAGAAAAACCAAAAAUAUGGUAAAUGAUGUAAAACAAAAUUUAAUCAAGUAUGAUACAGUAAUAGAACAAUUACAAAACGAUGCUAAAGCAAUGGCUAUGGUCAUUAUGAAAGAAAUUGAAACUGGUACAAACUUUAAUGAAGAUUCAGUAAAUUAUAUUAAAAGUUACUUUGCUGAGAAGGACGCAAAAGAAAGGUUUAUCGGUAAAAAUACAUCUUACAUCGAUAAAUUAAAUUCAAUAAUGGAUUCAAUGGAAUAUAGUAGAAAGACAUUAAUGCAAGAGAAACCGCCCACAGAAAUUGAAGAAACAUUUUACUCGGAACUUCCGUGGACAACUGAUACAAUUGACGAAGUAUCAGCUCCAGAUAAUACUAUUGCUGAAAAUGAAAAAAACAAAAAAACAAAAAACAGUGUCAUUUGGUGUAAUAAUAUUUCACAAUUUGGAAUAAUGCACUAUGUCCAUCCAGUUGAAAAAACUAAAUUUUUGGACAAUUUAAAAAAUAAUAAAGAUGUUUCAUCUGUUGACUAUAAGUUUCCUGAAAAUAUCCUUGAAUAUGUAACUCUUGGUGAUAUUCAACCAACAAACGAUGAAUUAGCUGCUAAUUACAUAAUAAAACAAUCAGAAUUUAAUAAUUUAGAAGAUUUAGUUAAAUAUAUUGAGAGCACUAAACAUGAUUUAAUGAACUUAAGCAAGUUAACAACUUUAAGAACAACUUUACGGAAUUUAUUAUUCGAGGAAAAGUUAUGUAAAAAAGAAACUAUAGAUAAAUUAAAACUUCUGACUACUAAAGAUAUUGAAUUCACUAAACAAGUGGAGCUUUUGAAAACAUUUAUAGAUGAUCAACAUAAAAAUAUGUCUGACAUUGAUCAAAUCAAAACACAUUAUUUAAAAUUGUUUAAUGAUUUAUAUUUUUACGUGGAUAAUAUUAAAAUUAUACUUAAAAAACUCCAUGUUACAGUAGACGAUAAUAAACAACUAUCAUUUAUCAAAAUGAAUCUUAUUUCACAAGAAAAUACAUUAGAUACUGCCUCUGAGGAAUUAACGAAAUUAAUAGAAGAUGUAAAAUAUAUGAUUAGCGUGAUUGAUGGAAAGUUUCGUUGGUGUAAUUUGAUAAUUCCGGAUGAAUUUGAUUCUAAACAAUUAAAUUUUGCACGUGCGAUGUAUGUGUUUAAAGUUCAAGAAUACAUACAAGCAGAUAUAACGAAGAGAAAACUGAAAUUUUCUCUUUUAUUAAAAAAAAAUAAAUCAACAGAUAUGCCAAAAAAAUCUGAAGACAUCUUAACUAGAGAUGAUAUGAAAAGACAAGCUGAACAAAUUGUAAAAUAUUUCAAUGAAAAGGAUACCGAUAGUUCAAAAAAUAAAAGAAAACCAAUUUCUUUCAGAAAAAGUUUUAUUUAA
This is a messenger RNA of Melanaphis sacchari, 1911 nucleotides long. RefSeq lists its product as uncharacterized. The transcript has 3 exons. Lineage: Eukaryota; Metazoa; Arthropoda; Insecta; Hemiptera; Aphididae. The record is from RefSeq and is a predicted model, not a curated record. The coding region runs from base 1 to 1911 and encodes 636 amino acids.